Messenger RNA from Lottia gigantea (owl limpet), 3099 nucleotides. RefSeq lists its product as hypothetical. Gene Ontology annotation, biological process: DNA replication. Lineage: Eukaryota; Metazoa; Mollusca; Gastropoda; Lottiidae. The record is from RefSeq and is a predicted model, not a curated record. Bases 1 to 3099 code for a protein of 1032 amino acids. The transcript has 2 exons. Gene Ontology annotation, molecular function: DNA binding; DNA-directed DNA polymerase activity; nucleotide binding.
AUGCGUUAUUCGCUUGGGAUUGCGAAACGUAUUCAGAAAAAAAACAGUCGAAGAGCAAUUCCUUAUGCCCGCACUUUAAUUAAUUUAGAAAAACUAAGAAAAAAGAUAGAAACGAUAAAAAAUAUCUUUCCAAAUAUAAAUCCUACUGAUAAUGUUCCAGAAGAAUUUUAUGAUAAACUAAUGAAUGUAGUAGAACUGUUUGUAGAUACAGAUUGUAUAGAUCAAAUGUUGAAAUAUUUAGGUCAAUAUGAUAGAAAGAGAUUAAUAUUAAUUUCUCAUAACGGCAGUGGAUUCGACAACUGGAUCGUGCUUACAAAUGCAAAAAAACUAACGCAUUGCCCUUUAAAAACACCUAGAGGAAUUCUAUCUUUUUCUUUAUCUAAUCCAUACACAGAUGAAGAUUUACAGAAAAAAUGGAAAAGACAGAAAGAAAUAAAGGGUAAUUAUUUACAACAUAUUAAUUUCACGUGUUCCUACCAACACGAAUCCUCUAGUUUGGCUGCAUGGGGAAAUUCUUCCAAUCUCCCCGCGAAUUUGAGAAAGAUUGCCGACGUAGAUAUCGCUAAAUACACGCAAGACAACUGGGAGGAAUUGAGACACGAAUGGGAACCUUACGCCAAGAGAGACACUCUCUGUUUGGGAGCUUGUUUGAUAAAAUACAACCAAGUCACGAAAGAAGUUGUAAACCAGAAUAUGUCCAAUAAUCUAAUGGCUCCAUCUUUAUCUUUAAAGGGUUGGUAUUAUUUAUAUCAUUACGAUAAAGAAAUGGUGGAAGAAGAAUGGUAUGAAACUACUAGAAUGGUUGCGAAACAUACCGAAAAAGAAAAUAUAGAAAAAGUUUAUUCGCAUACUAAUCCUUUUAUAAGAAAUUUUAUCAGACGAUUUAUUAAAGGAGGAAGAGUUUCGGCAAAUAGAAAAUCAUUUGAAACGAACAAAAUGGAUGACAUUUGUAACGUAUUAAAGGAAUAUAUUUCACAAACAGAAAGUAAUAACAUAAUUGAUUUAUUCAAAGAAUACAGUGCAAGCACAAAAGACAAAACGGAGGUUCAUUCGAGACUUAAAAAAAUAGAAUGUACUAAACUAAUGGCAUUUGAUGCUAACGGUUUAUACGCUUCCGCCAUGUCGGAUUUAGACAGUGAAUAUCCGAGAGCGGAAAGUGGAAGACCGUUUCUACCAGAAGAAGAAAAAGAAUUUGUAAAACUCUUCAAUAAACAAAAAUUCAGACCUAGAACAGCUAUUUUAACAGUGUGGUUUGACUAUCCCAAAAACAUGUUCUUCCAACCGAUACCAGCUAAAGAUAAAAUCACUUUCACGAAUAAAGAAGGUAAAAAGGAAACUGGUAACAAAAUCAGGUUCAGAAAAGGUUUCUGUCACGACGUUUUAACAUCGGUCGAUAUUCAAGAAAUAGUGAAAGCCGGUGGAAGAAUUAUUAGAAUAUUAGAUGGUAUAGUUUACGAAGAAAAUUUUAAAACUCCACCCUAUAGAGAUUAUAUUUUAAUUUUGAGAGAUCUAAGAAAUAAAUAUAAACGAGAAGGUAAUAUCGUGGGUAGUAAUUGCAUGAAAUUAUUAGGUAAUUCCUUGUAUGGUAAAUCAAUUCAGAAAGAUAUAUUCACAACUAGACAUUUAUGGAAUGAAGCAACUUUACAGGCCAACUUUGAUUCACGUGUUAAAACCUAUGAGAAAAUUAAUGAUACUCAAUAUAUUGUUGAAACAGAAAUUGAAGAAAAAGAGAUUACUACCGAAGAUAGUAAAUCUACACGACUAACACCUAGUCAUUUGGGAUCAUUCGUUUUAUCAGUAAAAAAAAUAAUGAACAAUUUCAUUCACGUCAUAAAUGGAUUUUAUAAACCCGAAAUAUACUAUACCGACACCGAUAGUUUGUACAUUUCAUCCAAAAAUUGGAAAAAACUAAACAGAGCUGGUUCGGUCUCCGAAAAAGACUAUUGCAAAGGUAAAAACGAUUACGGUGACGGUGGAAUUAUAUUUGGUUUAUAUUUAGCACCAAAAGUCAAAUACAACAUCGUUUUGACUUCUGAUGGUGUCUUAAAAGAAAAGAAAACGUUUAAAGGUUAUUCUAAUGAUAAGAUAAGUGUAGAAGAUUACGUUCAGUUAGCAAGCGGACAUGAUGUGUCGAACGAAUUUAAUAAACCAUUGGAAAAAAGUUUCACCAAUGGAGUAGUUAUUCCAAAUGAUAAACAAACUAAAGUUUUUAGUGAAAGAAAUAGUGAAAGCCGAGAUCUAAGAAAUAAAUAUAAACGAGAAGGUAAUAUCGUGGGUAGUAAUUGCAUGAAAUUAUUAGGUAAUUCCUUGUAUGGUAAAUCAAUUCAGAAAGAUAUAUUCACAACUAGACAUUUAUGGAAUGAAGCAACUUUACAGGCCAACUUUGAUUCACAUAUUAAAACCUAUGACAAAAUUAAUGAUACUCAAUAUAUUGUUGAAACAGAAAUUGAAGUUAAAGAGAUUACUACCGAAGAUAGUAAAUCUACACGACUAACACCUAGUCAAUUGGGAUCAUUCGUUUUAUCAGUAAAAAAAAUAAUGAACAAUUUCAUUCACGUCAUAAGUGGAUUUUAUAAACCCGAAAUAUACUAUACCGACACCGAUAGUUUGUACAUUUCAUCCAAAAAUUGGAAAAAACUAAACAGAGCUGGUUUGGUCUCCGAAAAAGACUAUUGCAAAGGUAAAAACGAUUACGGUGACGGUGGAAUUAUAUUUGGUUUAUAUUUAGCACCAAAAGUCAAAUACAACAUAGUUUUGACUUCUGAUGGUGUCUUAAAAGAAAAGAAAACGUUUAAAGGUUAUUCUAAUGAUAAGAUAAGUGUAGAAGAUUACGUUCAGUUAGCAAGCGGACAUGAUGUGUCGAACGAAUUUAAUAAACCAUGGGAAAAAAGUUUCACCAAUGGAGUAGUUAUUCCAAAUGAUAAACAAACUAAAGUUUUUAGAAGUUAUUUGAAUAAUGUUAAAAGAAAACCACCAAACAGUGAAGGAAUUAUGUAUCCUUACAACGACAAAGAUGAGUAUAGUUUUGAUGAAAACUAUGAAUUUGAUGAUUUCGAUUAUCUUACUAUUCAAGAAGAGAAUGAAUAUUGUUUUAAAUGA